This is a messenger RNA of Camelina sativa (false flax), 816 nucleotides long. RefSeq lists its product as uncharacterized. NCBI's taxonomy places the organism in Eukaryota, Viridiplantae, Streptophyta, Magnoliopsida, Brassicales, Brassicaceae. The record is from RefSeq and is a predicted model, not a curated record.
UUUAUCAAUUAUAGGACCUUUUAUUUUAUUUUUCUUUAAUAAUUCCAACUUGAGUUGUUUUACAUGUAAUGUGCAGUGAGCGUGAGAAGCGGGUGAUUACAAAACUGAGAUCUAAGAAAUUUUAUAUAAUACCCAAAAAAUAGAUUCUAGUAUUGGUAGUCUCCAAAGAAGAUAAAAAAUGGUGGUCUAUAUAAAUGACAAAGAGGUCUCUCACAUUCUCACUACUCAUCAUCAAGUUUUCAUUUGUCUAGAUCUGUUUUUUUUUUCUCUUUUCAAAAUAUUAUAAGUUUCAAAGAGAAAAAUCAAGAAUGAUAUCAGUAGUGAUUAUAACUGAGCUACUAGUUGAGUACACGACGGCUCUAGCUAAACUCACCGCCGGGAUUCUUCCACGGCGUACCGGAGAUAGAAACUCCAUAAGGAUUGGUGGUUUCCUCCUUCCAAUUACACCUUCUUCCACGUCGACGAUUCCUGAUUUCUCUUCUCAUCUCGUCGACUUCUGAUUUUGUUACUUCUUUUUCUGGUCUCAUUACUAAGUACUUUUUGACUUCAGAUUUGCUUCGUCUCUCUUUAUGACCUAACCGACUGAGAGUUUUACCUGAGUGUCUCGUCGUCAUCUUGAACCGCAUAGAGCUUUGUAUAUCCGUAUCUAAUUUUAUAUAGAGAUAAUUAAUGGUUUUGAAAAGAACUAAUAAUUUUGUUCGAGCUUUUUUUUUGUUUGUUUCCAUGUAAUUUAGCAUUUUAACAUUGUCGUCAAAGCUUAUGAACUGUACUGAUCUCUAUUUUGUUCAAUGAAAUCUUGUGAGCAUUUAUUCUUUA